This is a messenger RNA of Calidris pugnax (ruff), 5665 nucleotides long. It is a transcript of the gene CARD9, whose product is annotated as caspase recruitment domain family member 9. The record is from RefSeq and is a predicted model, not a curated record. The transcript is spliced from 10 exons. Lineage: Eukaryota; Metazoa; Chordata; Aves; Charadriiformes; Scolopacidae. Bases 1728 to 3194 code for a protein of 488 amino acids. Gene Ontology annotation, biological process: regulation of apoptotic process; positive regulation of canonical NF-kappaB signal transduction.
AGCAGCUGUCUUUGUUCUUUUUCAGGAUUAAUCUCUUACUAUAGAGCAAAAACUCCUGAGGCCAGAUUGGUCAAUUAGCAGACAUUCUGAUUACCUUCAGCAAGGGCAUAGCUAAUAGAGGUACUGUAUCUUUUUUUAGUGUAAAGCUAAUUUAAUGCCUAACAAAGCAGCACAGGCUUAAAGAAUCUCUGAGCAUCUUCUGCCCUGCUCUUAAUGAUAACAUGGAGAAACUCUCCAGAAACUUAGAAAGCAGAACAAAGAGCAGAGUGGGAAGCUAAUGGGAAAAUGUGUCAUGCUGCCAUGGUAUCGGAGCGUGCAUGUUCUGGAGACUUUAUUAAAACAGCCUGUUAGUGAGUUCUUGCUGCAGCUGCAGUUCAGGACUGUGGGAAGGCGGGGAGGCAGUCAGAGGUAUGAUGUUGAUGCUUAACAUCAUCACAAUGCUGCUUGCUGUGCUGCUCCUUUAAUUACUGUUAGAGCCACAGCCUGUAAUUUGGGAAUCGUGGGUUAUGUUCCUCGCUUUGCCAAGACUUGACUCCCUUUCCCUCAAAAUACUGAGUUGUCAUAAUUAUGCUUGAAGCUUAAGGACAUCCAAAAUUAGAGGCAUCAUUAUAGAAAUCAUCCUUUUCAGCUGAACUCUAAACCAAGACAGAGUUCUUGCUGCCACCCGCUUUUCUGUAUGAAGAUGUGAUGGUGACAGCUGAAAAGGCCGUUUGAAGAGCCUCUUUCUUCUACUCUGCCUUAUUUGGUCCCCUGAAAUCAGCUGACAGGCCACUGCCUGUGACCUUCACUCUUUUUAAUCUUCCUCAGCCCUACACACAGAAACUUUCUGGACUCUAGCUGGAACUUCAGUGGUACAGACUGGAAAACAAAGCUGGAGUGAGUCUAAAAUCAGAGCAUAUGAAAUGCUGCUGACUCGUAAUGCGACUAACGCUUUUCUCCUCCCCCAUCAUCCAUUCUGGCUUCCCCCUUUUUUUUAAUCUUCCCCCCCCCCGCCCCAAUUUCCUUUUCCCGUCUCAGAGUGUAGCUGAGUAGUUUCCCCUUUUUGCUUCUCUUAAACCACUUUUGCUCCUGGAACGAUCUAUGCUCAGAACAUAAAGCGGGGCUGCAACCCAGACAAGUUUUCUCAGAGACAGGACACAGACGGGUGGUGCUUCACCAGGAGAAGAAACACAGAGGCCUUUGACUGCACAGGCUCAGGUUGGUCCAACACAAUGCAAAAUAGCUUAUGUUAAUUAAAAGGAGAAAAAAACCCUUCUUUUACAGCUCUGAUGGAAGGAUGUGGUGUUUACCAAGAGGGGAAUGCAUUUCUUGUACCCUGCUGGGGUUGGUUUGAUGUCAGGCAGAGCAGAGUAUCUUCUGGGAGAUGUUCAGCUGGUUGGAAGGAGGUCAUGGAGCUUUGAAGAAUUCUCUUUUCUUAGAGUUUCCCCCUAGCUCUCCUUCACGUAUGUGUCAGCAGUGCUGGCACUAACCUCAACCUGCUGUUCUUUCAGGUGUGACUGUUGUAUAUCACCAUGUUCUGCAGGUGAUCUGGAGGCGCUGAGUUAAGGACCGUGUGGGAGAUGUGUUCCUGUAUCUAAAAGACACUUCCAUUCUCAGUCUGUUAACGUAGUUGGUUUCACCACCCCUUCCCCACUACUCUGGGAGGCUUCGAGUCUCCUUGUUUGUUUUUUGGUUUUGUUUUUUCAAGACAGGACAACACUGCUCACUGGUACCUCUCGCUCCCCAACAUGUUGGAAGAAGAUAACGAUGAGACGUGUUGGAAUAACCUGGAGAACUUCCGGGUGAAGCUGAUCUCCGUGAUAGACCCUUCCCGAAUCACGCCCUACCUCCGCCAGUGCAAGGUGAUCAGCCAUGAUGAUGAGGAGCAAGUUCUUAACGACCCCAGCCUGGUCAUGCGCAAACGGAAGGCAGGUGUUCUUCUGGACAUUCUUCAGCGGACGGGACAGAAGGGCUUUGAGGCUUUUCUGGAGAGUCUUGAGCUUUAUUAUCCACAACUGUAUAAGAAAAUAACCGGGAAGGAGCCCAGCAGGGUUUUCUCUCUGAUUAUAGACACCGCAGGGGAAUCCGGCCUGAGCCAGCUCCUGAUGAAUGAGAUCAUGAAGCUGCAGAGCACCGUGCAGGAGGAGAGGCGGAAGGCCCAGGAGCUCACCAUGUGGCUGCACUCCAAAGAGGACACCAUCAGGGAGAUGUGGGUGAGGGACAGCCUGCUCCGCAAGCACCAAGAGCGGGCGCAGAAGAUGAAGGAGGAGAGGGACAGCCUGAGCAAGGAGCUGCGGAAGUGCAAGGACGAGAACUACAACCUGGCAAUGAGCUAUGCCAAACAGAGCGAGGAGAAGAGCGCUGCCCUCAUGAAGAACCGGGACCUGCUCCUAGAGAUCGAUCGCUUGAAGCACAGCCUCAUGAAGGCAGAGGAUGACUGCAAACUGGAGCGUAAGCACACCAUGAAACUGAAGCACGCCAUAGAGCAGCGUCCAAGCCAUGAGGUGAUGUGGGAGAUCCAGCAGGAGAAGGAGUUGCUCUUGGCCAAGAAUCAGGAGCUGGAGAACACUCUCCAGCAGGUUGCCAGGGAACAGAAUUUGGAGAAGAGCCUCUCCAAUGAGACUCUGGAGAAUGACUGCAGCCAGAUACUAGAAGAACGCCGGGAGCUGAUGAACACCAUUUACAGCCUUCGCAAGGAGCUGCGACGAGCCGAGGUGCUUCAGGACAAAUACGCAGAGGAGAGAGAGAUGCUUGAACUGCAGUGCACGUCUCUGAGGAAGGACUCCCAGAUGUAUAAGAAACGGAUUGAAGCUGUCUUGCAGCAGAUGGAGGAAGUGGCUUCGGAAAGAGACCAGGCACUCCUGACCCGAGAGCAGUUCUACGCGCAGUACUCCAAGAACCUGGUGGAGAGGGACGCUUACCGCAAGCAGAUCCGGGAACUGGGGGAGCGAUGUGACGAAAUGCAACUGCAGCUCUUCCAAAAGGAGAGUCAGUUACUGGCUACCGAAGCCAAGCUGAAACGGCUGCAACUGGAGCUUCCCUCACUGACCUCUGACCUGGAUGACACCUCCUCCAGAGAUUCCCAGGAACUUACUCCUCAUGGUCACCUAGAUGAAGAUACACAGCCGACUAAAAGAGAAACUAGAAAGCUGCUGUCUCUCUCUGAGCCUGGUGGGGAACUCCAUCAUCCUAAGCAAGAUGCAGGGUUUGAGUGAAAUGGGAAGUGACUCGCGCGUUGAUCACAGGAUUGAACCCUGAAGGUUCGGAGGUUUCAGUUCUGCUCCCGACUGUGUGUGGUGCUGGGCAGCCCCUAUGCUGCAGCUACUGCUGUUGGAUGGACUGCUGGAGGGAGAAGUGACUUUGCAAUGGCAACUAUGACUAAAGCUGUGAUUUCUCCUUCUCUUAGAAGAUUGCCCUGAAGAACAAACCCAGCAAUUCAGCCCUCGAGAGAGCAGUCUGCCCCCGAAGUCACCCAGUGUAAGAGAAUCUCUGUGGGCUCUUCUUUACUAGGACUGGGGUUUGUGAUCUUCAAUGUUCUUGUUAACUAUGGAUUUUACCAGGUUUGAGAAGCAUCUAAGGAGCCACCACUUUUCCAAAAUCUGAGCACUUUGUGCAAAAUUCACCUUCCAAAAAGGGUGAGCUCUGAACAGCAGAACAUUUAUGGUGGUUAUCUCUCCAUCUCUGCCUGGAAUCUUCUAAUUACUUUCUGGCCUUCAUCUUUGGGUAUGGAUGUUUUCCAGUUUAAUUGUCUUUAGUAUUACUGUUGGUACAGGAAACAGAAUCCCAAAUUUACAAAUGGGAGAGAAUAAAGACUGUAAAACUAUGUGAAAUAGCUGUAUUACCACGCUGCACACACGACAGUGGACAGCCCAGAACUGAACGUGCUGUAUUCAUUCUGCAGGCCCGAGCAGACGCAGGAGGGAGCUGUGGGCUCCUUUCCCAGAGCAGGGGUUUGGUAGUGAACAGGCACAGGUUCCCUUUUUUUUCCCCUUCUUCAUUUAAACGUAAAAUGAUUCAUUACACAAACAAGUCUGAGAGGAGAAAUGACCAAGCUUCUUUGGGUGGUCCAUGGCCUUUUACCCUCCAGGGGCCAGAUGUGGUGCAUCAGCCCCAAAACCGGCAUCCUUUGCAGAGCAGGUUUGCAGUACCUGCUGCUACCUUUGAUCUCAUCGUCAGAGGAAUCCGGUUCAUAUUUAGUUUUUUUUGUUGUUUUUUCUUUCUAGUUCAAGGAGUGUGGCUUAGCCAACGAGGAACUGGCAGAAAAGGAGCGGAGGAGGAUGAAGGACUGCUUCGAGCGUUACCGAAGGUCAGAACUUUAGUAAGCAGGACUAAUUCAGACAUACCCGUGAUAAGCUUGUUGUGUGUAUUUUCUUUUUUCUGUCCCUCCCCUGUCCCCAAGUUUGAUUCAUGGAGGGCACAAAUUCAUUACAAAUCCUAUCUUCAGAGGCUCACGCUUCUGGCUGAACUGGUUGAGGCUCCUGCUUUAGUACCAGAGGUACCCAAGACAGCAAUGAUGGCAUUUGCUCUGGACCAUGCAGAUGGUUCCACAGCGGGGAGUGGAGGGCAAUCCAAAGAAUUGCUAGUUUAAUAAAUGUGAUAGAUUUCUCCCAUGCAAGUGAAAUCUGCCUCACCUUCACUGUCUGUCUGUCUGUCUGUCUGACUGACGUAUGGCUGACAGUCAAGUCCAAGCUCCAAGCUCCCACAACUGUGAAUGGAGCAGAUUUCCACCCUCUGUCCUCUUCAAAUGCUCUUUGAAGGCCUGUCCUCCUAAUGCCUGGUGUCUUCACUGAUCACUGCCUUUAUGGAGCACGAGACGGAUGAAAACCUUGUAAAAUAGGUACCUUAUUUCUAGCAUGAGAUAGAAAUGCUCCUUAUGGCACUUUAAACUCUUCUUGUGAUUGUUUUGGGUAGGAUUCCUUGGCUUAUUCAACAAAGCAGCAACAAUACACCACUCUUCAAGAAAUCUUAAGGCUGUCUUCACUUAGAUUAAUUCUCUUUAUCUGAUGCUUGCUGCAAGUCUCGGCUUUCACGUUGGGUGUGCGAGCAAACCCUCACCUUCAGUGAAACACCAAGUGGGUCAAAACACACCAAACCUCCCCACUGAACUCCCCAAAGCACUCAAAUGCCACUUCUUUGCAGAAAACGUUCUUCUCAAAAGGAAAUGUGUUGUUUUCAGAAAAAGAGCCCUGCGGAGGGCACCAGCUGACCGACACCACGAGGCCGACUGGGAGAACACCACCGGCAGCGACAACACCGACACCGAGGGCUCCUGAGCAUGGCAGCCACCCUGCCAGGGGACCACCAGCCUGGGCUGGGGGCUGCUGGGCAUGGUUCUCUCUCAAUGCACUACUUAGAUUUUAAAAUCUAAACAAACACUUCUCAGAAGUUAAUGUUUGCAAUGGGACUGCCCUCUCCAGAGGCCCAUUUCCCUCUCUAGAGGUCCAUCUCUGUCUCCUGCUGUCCCCUACUCGUAGAAAUGUAGUGAUGCGAGAGGUGUGAGGUGCACAAAUGAAAUAAACAGGAUUUAAGAGCUCCAAGGCCUGUGGGUGCGUGUGUGACACUUGCUCUGCGCCCCAGAAGGCCUGGGCUGACCUUCUCUUGAAGUCAGGGCAGGUGCUUGGUGGGAUGCCCCUGCGGAGGGGGAGGCCUUGCUCCAUCGUGGAGCCGGAGAACCCUUGGCCUGUGC